AUGGCCACCCUGAGGGCGGCCGCCCUGCUGACGUUGUCAGCACUGGGCGUGUUGGGUUUGAAGACGAAGGAUCAGAGGGGCGCAUGCAAGAUCUUUGCCAUGUGGGACUAUCAUCCCAGCAAGGUGCCCUUCUUCAUCCAGAAGGAUUUGGAGUCGUGGGAGAAGCACUCCCAUGGGCGCUGUGGCCCUCCAGUCCUACUCAAUAACACCAACAUCAAAGAGUACAUCCCGGAUCUCCCGGCCGAGUACUUCAGGCUGCCGGACCACGGCGCCCGGUCGGACGUGAUCCGCUAUGCGCUGAUUUAUCACCACGGAGGCAUCUACAUGGACACAGACAUCCUGGUCUUGAAGGACCUCACAGAGGUCUUGGACAAGGUCACGGGUGAUUAUGACCUGAUCUCCUAUGCCCACACCAAGAGCUGCAAAGCCUUUAGCUCCAACUUCUUGGCCGGAAGAAAGCAUAGCCGCUUCAUGAAGGCGGUCUGGGAGGCGCAGAAGGAAGCCUUGAGAUCUCAUUGUGAGUCCAACAGUCCCGAGAACAAGGUUUGCUGCCCUGAUGAUCCCAAGAAGAGGUGUCACGUGCACUGGGGUGGCGCUGGAGAGAUGGUCUCCCAUCCGGUCUUCGAUCGCAUGUCUUCAUCCAUGAAGAGCUUCUGCUAUGCAGAGGAGGAUGGCCAGUCCUUUGCUCCGGAAGGCAUGGGCACCGUGCUGUUUACGAAGCGGCUCCUGAACGAUGCCUUGCCCUUCUUCAAGUCGGUGAAGACCAAGGCACCGUUGGAUCGUUUGGCAUAUCACCUCUUCAAUGCCCAAGGAUUUCAAAGGGAGUACGAUGGCAGCGCCAUCUUCGACCCGAAGCUCUUUGUGGGCGCUCUCUUUCGAAAGAGCUUGGGGAACAUCACGCUGCCCCACAUGCCGGCGGAUGAUGGCCCUGCCUCGUACUGUGCCUCCGAGGGGGAGAUGUGCCGCUGCAGCGGGAAGGUCUACUUCGGCCGCAAGUUCGCCAACGACCAGGACGGUGACCGCCUGACGUUGUCGGAGAUGACCUUGGCCCAGCACCGCAGUCGCCAUGUCAAUGGCGACGUGGCGUGCAGCACGGGAUCCUUCGAAUCGGAUCCCCAGAUCAAUCGGCCCAAGCAGUGUCUCUGCCAGGCGCUCCAUGGAGAAGCGCCCAAGAGCCCUGCGGAUGAUGGGCCAGCCACACUCUGCGCCAAUGAGGGCGAGAUGUGUCGGUGUCAAGGGAAGGCCUACUACGGCAGAAAGUUUGGCAAGGAGCGGUCGGUCUUGAGCCUCGCGGAGACGGUGACCUCGGUCUACCGAGCCCAGAUGGUCUUUGGACAGAUCCGCUGCUCACCCCAGGGCUUCGGAGGCGAUCCGUUGCUGGGUGUCUCCAAGCACUGCUCCGAAACGGAGGAUCGCCGUUGUGCCAGCAUGGCGACCGCGGAACAAAUAAAACCGUGGGAACGAGAGGGCUCUAGCUCGAUUGAUGAGUUGGGCAGCGAUCUGGAAGAGGACAUGCCCGAGCCGCCCAAGGCUUCCUCUGCACCGCAGCCAGGGUGGUGCCUUCAAACUGGCACGGACUCUGUGGUGGCCCAGUUGGCGGAGAUCCUCCGUCGCUUGGAUGACGUGGCCACGGGCGCGCGCCUCGAAGAGGUCAUCGAUCGCAUGGACUCCAACUCCGCGCUGCUGAGGGAAGCGCUACGGAACACGAAGAGUCCUCGCUUCAAAGGGACCUUAGACACCUUUGAGACCUUUGAUACCUCCAAGUCAUCCAACAAUGAAAGCCCUAACUGCAACCAGGCCGUGGUGCACAAGCAGGCCUCGGACCAGUCCUCCUUGUCCCGGGUCCGUGUGAAGCCGAAGAAGAAGAUCUCGAUGCACUCGGCGGGCACGGGACUGUUCACCACCUUCACGGAGGCGGACCUGGCGCUCCGUGCGCGGGCGCAGGCCGAGGACUCGCGGAUCACGCGGCAGCGCUACGCGGACCACGAGCUGCAGCACAGCGUGGAUCAGGAAGCACCACCCACUCGGCUACAAGACUUUGUGCGACAUCCAGCCUUUGAUGGCUUCUUUGCCAUGAUCGUCCUCAUCAAUUGCUUCUUCAUCGCCUUUGAAGUUCAGGAGAGCAUUUGGAACGAUGCACCACAGUCCGUCUUCUUGACUGCCACCCAAUACGCCUUCUCUGCGAUCUUCACCAUUGAGCUCAUCUUGCGCUUUGCGGCCUUUGGUUGUUCGCUCUUCUGCUCGGACGAAUGGUCUUGGAUCUGCUUGGACACGUUGAUCGUCUUGACCUCCCUGGUGGAAGUCGUGGGGAAUGUGGCUGUGGCGAUCACCCAGGAUGAGGCCCUGGCGAACAGCGUCUUGAACAUUUCAGGCUUCAAAGCUUUUCGCAUCAUCCGGGUGACCCGGAUCCUGAAGACCUUGCGCUUGGUGCGGGUCUUCCGCUUUGUGAUGGCCUUGCGCACGCUGGUCACUUCCAUCGUCUACACCUUGCGAUCCCUGUUCUGGGCGAUGGCAUUGCUUUUGCUCAUCGUCUUUGUCUUUGCCGUGUUGCUUGUUGAAGCAGUGAGCGACUAUGUGCAGAACAAUCCCGGUGUGUUGCCAUUUGAGGAGAAUGAGGCUGUGACGAGGUACUUUGCUUCUUUACCUCACACCAUGCUGACUCUCUUCAUGAGUAUCUCAGGUGGCGUCAGCUGGGAAGAGGUCAUUGCGCCUUUGAGGAUCAUCUCCUACCUCUGGGUCUUUGUCUAUGUGGGCUACAUAUCGUUCACUUACUUCGCGGUGCUCAAUGUUGUCACAGGAGUCUUUUGUCAAUCUGCCAUCGACAGUGCGCAGAACGACCACGCAAACGUGGUUCAGUCCAUGCUGGCGAACAAGGAGGCACAUGUGGAGAAGAUCAAGCAGCUGUUCAGCCGGUUGGGUGCCGACAAGACAGGGGUUAUCACCUACGGCAUGUUCGAAGAAGGCCUUCAAAGUCCAGCGGUGACCGAAUACUUCGACACCCUUGGCUUGGACGUGUGGGAUGCAUGGUCCUUCUUCAAGUUGCUGGACCUGGACGCGGGCGGCUCCGUUGAGAUCGAGGAAUUUUUUAAAGGUUGCUUGAGGCUGCGGGGCCAAGCCCGAGGAGUGGACUUGGGGAAGUUGCUCCAUGACCAGCGUUGGCUGAUCAAAGCUCAGGGGCGAUUCCAGAGUUACGUGGAGGUGAAGCUUCGAGAGAUGACCGAGGUCCUGGAUGAAAUCAACACGCGGAAAGGACACCGCCAAGGUCCUGGGGAGAAACUGGACCUGCCCAAGUCGAACUUCAUGCGCGGCAUCUCCCCACUCUCGGCGGAUGACCGAAUUCUCUAA
This is a messenger RNA of Durusdinium trenchii, 3345 nucleotides long. Lineage: Eukaryota; Dinophyceae; Suessiales; Symbiodiniaceae. The record is from the annotation of a GenBank genome assembly.